AUGAUAGCUUCGGAAGCGUGCCAUCACCUUGGCAUACCAACCACCAGGGCUGCGGCGCUUGUAGGUAAGGCUUCAAGACUUCAAGGGGUCUAUGAGACCACAUACUCACGCUUCGGGGACGGUCGCGCGGUGCUCCGCUCCUCCAUCAGGGAGAUGAUAGCUUCGGAAGCGUGCCAUCACCUUGGUAUACCAACUACUAGGGCUGCGGCGCUUGUAGUGAGCGACGACCACAAGGUCUGGCGCGACAAGUCCUACAUGGGCCAUGCGCGGCAGGAACGCGCAGCCAUCGUGGCCCGUGUGGCUCCCGCUUGGUACAGAAUUGGAUCGCUGGAGAUCCUGCUCAAGAGGCGCGAGCCGCAGCUGAUGACGAGACUCGUGGACCACGUCAUACAGCAUUACUUCCCCGAAAUAGACUCCACCGAUGAAGACAAGUACUUGAAGUGGUUUACUGAAGUGGCGCACAGGAACUUGGACUUGGUGGCCAAGUGGCAAGGCUUCGGCUUCGCUCACGGCGUGUUGAACACAGAUAACGUGAGCUUGCUCGGGCUUACUCUGGACUACGGGCCCUACGGAUUCAUGGACUACUACUACCCGCGGAUGAUUCCUAAUACUACAGAUGAUUUGGGGCGAUACUGUUACAAGAACCAACCUGAGAUAAUGCUGUGGAACCUGGAGAAAUUCGCAGAGUGCGUUGAACCCCUGCUGACUGACGAGCAGAAAGAAAAGUUUAAGGACAUCAGGGGGACUCUGGAGGAUUACAUCAAGCGAAAGGUUUUAGAAACAUUCAUCCACAAGUUGGGCCUCGAAGAAGUCAAAGAGGGAGACGACAUCCUCGUGCAGGAUCUGCUUGAGGUCAUGCAGACAGCCACGGCUGACUACACGGCCACCUUCCGGCAGCUGGCUAAGGUGGACCCUAGCGAUCUGGUCAACACGUCAUCACCCCACUGGUCUCUAAAUAAGCUGUCCGAAGCCAAACCGUGGCCGGCGUGGGUGGAGAAAUACAAAGCACGGGUGAAGCUUGAGAAUGUGGCCGAAGAGGUCCGCCGUAAGCGCAUGUUAGCCGUCAACCCGGCGUACGUGCCGCGCAACUGGAUGUUGCAAGAAGCCAUCGCUGAUGCCGAGAAGAACGACUUUGAGAAGGUGCGGUUCCUACUGAAGAUCUUCGAGAACCCGUAUGAAGAGAACGAGGAAGCGGACAACCGUGGCUACUCCUCGCUACCACCCACCUGGUCCUACGGCCUGAAAAUUAACUGCUCCAGCUAAAAUAAUUAGCUUAAGCUUCUAUCGAGUACAAAACAUUAGAUUGUAUUGAAUUGUAGGUCUACAGAGUCGAUGCCUGAGGUAUGAGAGCGGCACGGCUGUUUUUAUGAUGCUAGACGUCAGCGAGACUUCAGCCGGUCUAGGAUGUGCGCCGUGACAAAAUUUUAUCGAUGAUUUUAGAAGACUAAUGCAUGGGCUUAUAGCGAAUCGAUAAAAUGGCGCGAUAAAAACUUAUCACGGCGCACAUCAUAAGCCUACAGUUGUGCUUCAGACUUGUAUGCUCUGUCACGUCAUAUGUACAUAUUAUAAAUCAACCCCUCCCGCUCCUAUUCCUCAGGCAUUGACUUGGUUACUUGAUAGACCUAUGCUGUCCCCGUAAAAUUGUGAAUCCCGUCAGAUUUUUAUUCAAAUUCAAUCAAUUUCGGAAAUCAGGUUCUGUCUGGUCUGAGAGCACGUAGAAUUUUGUCCAAUGACCCCAAGCAACCUAUCCUUAUUGCUCGCGCGUAAUUAUGUUGCUGUCGCGCUCGCACACUCACUGCGGGCGCGCGUCGCACAGUCGCGACAGCAAUAUAAUUACGCGCGAUAAGGAUGGGUAGCUUGGGGUCAUUGGACAAAAUUCUACAUGCUCACAGACCGGGCUUUAGUAUUUGUAAAUACAUAAUAUCCGAGAUAUACUGUAAAUGGUUAGGUUAGGUUAGAUUGAAUUUAACUAUGUAACUGACGGAGUUAAUAUUUUUAUGGUGACGAACAUAACAAACUAUUUCAGGUUCUCCUUAACACAGUUUACCAUAUUUACUAGUCAUUCCAUAGUUUAUAGAUAACUACUUGCGUUCUUAAUGUCUCAUGAUUAAGGAGUUUAACUUCUCGAGACAUAUAGGGUAAACCAGAGAGUGAUUGCCCACUGGUAAAGGUGUACCAGAAUCUCAUGGCAAACAAAAAUAUUGGAAAAGUGUGUUUUUCAUAUGGCCAUUGUCUAUGGCUUUACUGUCACCUGUCAAAGUAAAUCAAGACAUCUGUCAGCCGCUGCAGAAAUUUUGUAAUCCCUUCAUGCCUAUUUGUUAUUUUUGUGAAAAAGUCGAAAAAGCUCAAGCAAAUUAUAUUGUUUUCAAUGUGUAUUGUAAAAUAGGGCAUAAUUCAAACUCAAUCUUUGAUUUUAAAGCGCGUCGUUGAGUUGACAGUAAGUUGGAGUGAAAUGUUUUGAUACAUUUAGUUUAUUACCUAACUGCGUCAGAAGGAGGGUGGGUUAUGUUUAUUUUUAAAUUAUUCUUACCUAAUAGCUGCUUUAUCGGGGUUUUCAGGUGUUUUAUUUUCAUACAUUGGUGCAGAGGAAUAGUGAAAAAGUUAUGAGCAUGUAAAGAAAAUUGAAAAAGAUUUCAUCAAGCUAGUUUGAGUAAUUGAAAUGCUGAAAGAGCGAUUUAUAUUAUACAGGGUGGAAUUACAUCCUGUAUUUUUAUUACAUCGAUCGGGUUAAGUAUAAGGAUGAAAUCUCUCUAACAAACUUGAUAAAUCAAAUGAAAGGAAAACCAUGAAAUCUUAAAUUAUUUUGAUAAUGUUACAUAAAAUUGUAUGGUAUAGUUAGUAGUGAAUUUUCGAAAAAAAAUCGAAAAUCUUUGAAUGCAGUUCUCUUUUUUUUUUUCAAAAAUUAAGGAAUGUUUUCUUUCAGUAAAAUUUUCUAUCUGCAGUAUUAAGAGUACUUUCCCUCCAGGUGGCAUUUUCCACCCUGUAUAAUAAACCUCUUUAACUUGAUCAUCUAUUGAAGAACAAGAAAUGCAAGUGGAGUUCUUAGAAUCGUUUUCUAGUUCUGAAUGAAGUGAUAAGUUAUAAGUAUACAGAUAAGAUAUAAAAUAUAUAGGUAGCCAUUCGUACUUCAUGUUCAUUAAUAUUAAAGUCAUAAAUAAAAAAAUAAAAAGUAUCAAGAUCGUUUAAUCCAAUUUCCCCAGUAUUGCACUCAACAAAGUUUAUUUUCCCCAUUUGCCAUGAGAUUCUGGUACACCUAUAGUGAUUGCCCGCUUUAAGAAUAAUAUUGUCAGGUGCUGACUUUGAAUCACUCUAGUUAGAUUUGAAUUUACUGAGUAGAUGGCUCCGAGAUCAAUGUACAGUAGAUUUAAAAUUUACAAUAGGAAACACUAAAAAAAAACAGUUAUGGCGGAUUUUGUCAAGACGGGUGAAAAUGUUACUCAAACAGGUAAAGACUUUAACAAUUUUACUAAGGAAUUACUUGCUUAGAGGUUAAUUUUUUUUUGCAAGUUAUUUAAUAUUCAACUAAUGUUGUAUAGUCAUGAUGAAAUUAUAAGUGUUUUCUCCAUAAUCAAUGAAAAUAAUUGAUAAAAUUUGAUUUGUAACGGUAAUUUUAACGGUGGGUAAUCACUGCACGUAAAUCUGUAUAUUUUUAGUUAUUGCCCACCAUCAUUUCAGUUAUUGCCAUAUGUUAAUGUAUAGUUAUUGCCCAAGGCAAUUAUUAUUAGAGUGUUGCCACCAUGCAGUAUCAGUGUUUAAGUUGCUCAUUGCUAGACUUGUUUUGCAAUUUACAGGCAUAAAUAUUGAAAUGGCUUUUAAUGUUUCAUUUUCAGUGUGCCAAAGACUCCAAAAGUUCAAUAUAGCAUAGAAAAUUUGCACAAAGCGAUUGAAGCUGUACCAGAUAUAACCAACAAUUUAUCUACAAGAUAAAUUGCUGAAAAAUAUGGUUUGGCUUGAAAAAAUUGAUAAAAAUUCAAACGCAAAUACAAAAAAUGAAAAUCCUAGGUUAAAUAUACUAGUGAAAAUGUUAAUUGUAAGGAAAUAGAUACAACUUUAGGGAAGAAUAACCAACAGCUAAUUGAACAUUCUGAGCAACCACUUGAACUGAUAUCAAAGAAGAUAAAAAAUAAAUACAUAUAAAAUUCAAAUUUUUGCGUCAUCUAUGUUUUGAAGUAGAUGAUUCUGUCUCUACCGAUUCUGACUCAUCAACAUUAGCUCAAGAAAUAUUUGAUAAUAUGUUAAUAAGGCCAAACGCAAUUUAUUUUGAAAUUUUGAAGACUGUACUACUAGAAUUUAAGUUUAAUGUUUUGUUUUGUUUAUUUAAAGCCUAUUUUGUCAUUUUAAAAUUGAUUAUUUUGUUUUAAGAUACUGGGCAAUUACUGUGCUUAGAUGUGGGCAAUUAGUGUACGUAAUGGGCAAUGACUGUACUUUUUGGAGGAUUUUAAAUUUAUUUCCAUAUUUUCUAAGUAACGUAAGUUUUAACUAAAAACUGUUAAUAUUCUGUUUAACAGUUUAUUGACUUAUAAGAAAAAAGUCAUAAAUGGUCGAUAAUUAAAAUACUUUCUUUAAUUUUUCAUCUCAAUGUGUUUGAAAUCUUUAAGUGGGCAAUAGCUAUACGGUUUACCCUACGAUUUUGCUGAUUAUAUUCGGUGUUAAAUUGAAUAAAAAAAUAUUCUUUGACAAUAGCAGAUUUUCAUGAAAUGAAUUAGGAUAGUUUUUAGCUUCAAGCAUUUUGUUACCUUAAUUUUAAGCACAAAACGUUGUUUAAGAAAAUAUAAUAUUUAUAUUG
Ostrinia nubilalis (European corn borer) is the source of this 4786-nucleotide messenger RNA. RefSeq names its product protein adenylyltransferase SelO-like. NCBI's taxonomy places the organism in Eukaryota, Metazoa, Arthropoda, Insecta, Lepidoptera, Crambidae. The transcript is spliced from 9 exons. The record is from RefSeq and is a predicted model, not a curated record. The coding region runs from base 1 to 1263 and encodes 420 amino acids.